Messenger RNA from Parnassius apollo (apollo), 294 nucleotides. The record is from the annotation of a GenBank genome assembly. NCBI's taxonomy places the organism in Eukaryota, Metazoa, Arthropoda, Insecta, Lepidoptera, Papilionidae.
AUGAAAAAUUUUGUUCUGGUUUUGAAAGACAAAAAUAAACAACCUAAAAUUAAUAGACGGUCCCCGUCAGCGGGUAAUUGGGACAAUCUGGAACUCGCUGACGAGAUAAUGGACGUGAACGAGACGCGGCUCGAAGACAUGACGAGGACUGAGGUGCUGAGCCACAUACACGAGUGUAUAUCAUCCUGUGUGAUCAAACUACGAGUGAAAAGAAGAAGUGAGACCAAAUUACAAAUUAACAGCCUUUAUAGCAAGUUAGCAUGUGACGACAUCAAGCGCUUUAGAGAAAUGUAA